Molecule: messenger RNA, 558 nt
Organism: Kwoniella shivajii
Lineage: Eukaryota; Fungi; Basidiomycota; Tremellomycetes; Tremellales; Cryptococcaceae
Exons: 2
Coding region: 1-558 (185 amino acids)
Source: RefSeq, a predicted model, not a curated record
AUGCCUCUUUUCGCUGAUGAUGAAAAUGAUACCGCUACAUCGCAAGCACGAAAUGAUGAAGCCACUACAACUAAACCAUCUGAUAAACCAUCUUCUACUAAAUCAUCUGACAAACCUACUGAUACCCCUAAGAGUGAAGAAAAAGAAGACGUUGAUGGAGAAAAAGAAGAGCCGACCAGGAAAGCCACUUCGGCUAGUACACCAACUUCCACAACGAAAGAUGAUGCUGAUGAUGAUGAUGAUGACAACGAAGCCACUACGACCCUCAAGAAGCAAGUAGAAACUUCAACCUCAUCUAUGCAUACGUUAAGUAGGAUAGAUAGCGCGAGCGAUGCGACUGGUACGGGUGCUAUAGAUACUGUAAAGAAAUGUUAUAACAAAGGAACGAGUAGUGAUGAAUGUGAGAGUGGGUACGAGAAGAACAGGGGAGUGAUAUGGGCUGGUGUGGCUGUAGGUCUACUCAUUCUGCUACUACUAUUCCGUCAUCUGUAUAAGAAGUGGAAGACGAAAGGUGCAAUCGAGAGUGCUGCUCUUGGCGGUAAAGUCUUGCCGCGAUGA